Macadamia integrifolia is the source of this 1209-nucleotide messenger RNA. Its product is annotated as protein trichome birefringence-like 42. NCBI's taxonomy places the organism in Eukaryota, Viridiplantae, Streptophyta, Magnoliopsida, Proteales, Proteaceae. The transcript is spliced from 5 exons. Gene Ontology annotation, molecular function: O-acetyltransferase activity. Gene Ontology annotation, cellular component: Golgi apparatus. The record is from RefSeq and is a predicted model, not a curated record. Bases 1 to 1083 code for a protein of 360 amino acids.
AUGGGUAAUGGGUUUCAUAACAAAAACUUUUAUGUUAUUGUCCUAGUGCUUAUCUCUUCAUAUCUACUUCACCAUGCCUCUGCAAAAUUAAUUGAACGUAUUGGAUGUAAUCUCUACGAUGGCAGUUGGGCGAACGAUUCUUCUCCUUACUAUGAUGCAUCAAGCUGCCCAUUCAUCGACAAAGGAUUUGAUUGCUUGAAGAAUGGACGGCCAGACAAGCUCUAUCUCAACUAUGAAUGGGUACCCGCGGGCUGUUUUUUGCCAAGGUUCAACGUUGAAAUUUUCUUUAAGAUGCUCAAGGGCAAGACGAUCCUCUUCGUGGGAGACUCACUAAGCAAUAACCAAUGGCAAUCUUUGACAUGCAUGAUUCACUCCUCAGUGCCCCAGGCAAAGUACAUAAAAGGGGCAAAAGAUGGCGUGUAUACAUUUACAUUUCCGGACUAUAACGUAUCGGUGAACUUCGAUCGCAAUGUGUUCCUUGUGGACUUAGUCACUGAAAGUACCGGAAAAAUUCUUAAAUUGGACUCUAUCUCUGGAGGUGAUCGAUGGAAGAAUGCUGAUGUGUUAAUCUUCAACACCUGGCAUUGGUGGUUUCACACAGGAAGUCUACAACCAUGGAAGUACAUUGAAGAUGGAGGCAAGCUAUACAAUGACAUGGAUCGUAUGGUUGCAUUUCAGAAAGGAUUCACUACAUGGUCCAAAUGGGUGGACUCCAAUAUCAACCCAAAAACAACUCAAGUCUAUUAUCAGGGCAUCUCUCCAACCCAUUUCAACGGUGCAGACUGGAACCAAACAAAUGGGAGCUGCAAAGGGCAGACAGAGCCAGUAAGUGGGUAUGGGUACAAAUACCCAAGUGGGCCACUUCCUGGUGAAGCUGUGGUGAAGAAUUUGUUGAGAAAGAUGUCAACGCCAGUUGAUUUGCUUGAUGUGACCAAUUUAUCGCAGUUGAGGAAGGAUGGACACCAAUCUCUUUACUCCGGUAAUGAGGGUGUGGAUUGCAGCCAUUGGUGUCUUGCUGGUGUUCCUGAUACUUGGAACCAAUUACUCUUUGUUUCUAUGAUGCAAAACGGCCUGGGUAAUUAAGAAAGAUAAAUAUUGGUUAGUUUACACUAAAAUGAAUUUUGUUUGAUUUUAUUUUGGUGAAAUAAAUUUUGUUUGAUGGAAUAAAUAUAAUGUGUAUGGUGCCACCAUUGUGCACUUGGAACUGGU